ACGGACAGACGUCGCUGAACUGUUCGCGUGAUAUUUCAAGCACAAGAAGCUGUCUAUAGGUUUGAAUACAGUACUGUCACUAUCAUUGGAAUGCUCGGUAAAAUGACAAACAUUCUGCGGAAAGUUAAACUAACAUGCCUCGAAAGACUAUACUUCCGAGGGAUUGAGCAUAAAACCCAUAUUGCAAAGCACUUUCUUUAGUACUUGCCCGUAGCACGAAGGACAGUCGAGGCUAUUACAGCAACAUUCACGGGUUCUUGCCAACGUGGUUACAAUGGGACUCAAUUAUUGUCCAUAUGACGCUUCUAAAUCUUUUCUGGUGGUCCUUAUAGUCAUGAAUGGUCUGCUGCAUCUCCCUCAAGCCACCGGCAAAAAUUGCAACCAUAAACUGCCUAUAAUACCUGAUGUAGAGAUUUCCACAAGUCCACCAAUGCAGAAACUAGCUGUUGGUACAGCGGUAAACCUGACUUGUAUGGCGCAGCCCAGGAGUAUUGAUGCAGGAUAUUACGAUAGAUGGACCGAGUACAUUCAAUGGUAUGACCCACAAGGCAAGCCAGUUGGACAUAAAUGUGUGCAGGGUAGAACAAUGGUGUUAAAACUUAGAUGUACUUUAAUGCUCAAAAAUCUGACGGUAGAGAAACUCGGGAACUACACGUGUGAAGCAGGAAAUCCAUAUCCUGCGCACUGCAGAAGAAAAUCAGUCGAAAUUGGUCCACAAGACAUCAAGCCCAAUCAAAGCGUGAGAGAUUUAGAAAACCAAACAACUCCUAUCAGCUUUAGUCUGAAUUUUAUCUGCACCACCAGUGGUUAUCACAACGCGAGCAAUUCACCGACGAAGGACAGCGACCCGUAUUCUAAGCAAUCCAACCGAAUUGCCAAGCUUAAACUUUUAGUUCUAGACCACAAGUACCAUUGCAUUGGUGGAACCAGCGCGGGAGGAAACAUGUUUGAGAGGCUCUCCAACACGUCAACCAUCAGCUUAAAAGUUAAUUUUUAGCAUAGUAUAAUAUAUACGUCACUAUGAAUAAUGCCAACGUAUAAUAGAAGCAUGGAAUUAAGUAGUUAUAUUUUAGACGAUGCCAUAGUCCAGUAAAAGUAUUGAAGAUCAGUGACUUUAAAUGAUGUAAACCUCUGUGAAAAUACUGACACCUAGCUAGUCAUUGUUCUCACUCUUUUGUAAAAUUGCUGACAAACAGUAAUUUUUGAAUCAAGUUGAGGAACUUUCCAGAAGUAUUGAUAAGACAAUGGAGGCACCUGAAAUGAAGAAGUUUUUUUUUUCUUCUUUUUAUUCACUGAUGUAUUCUUUGCGUAACAGUUAGAAUAAAAAUAGCAGCUUUGAAGCUUUAAUUUUUUUUCCUUAAAAGUUGUGAGGG
Pocillopora verrucosa is the source of this 1373-nucleotide messenger RNA. RefSeq lists its product as uncharacterized. NCBI's taxonomy places the organism in Eukaryota, Metazoa, Cnidaria, Anthozoa, Scleractinia, Pocilloporidae. The record is from RefSeq and is a predicted model, not a curated record.